Anopheles coluzzii is the source of this 5778-nucleotide messenger RNA. Its product is annotated as band 7 protein AGAP004871. The transcript has 6 exons. The record is from RefSeq and is a predicted model, not a curated record. Gene Ontology annotation, cellular component: plasma membrane. NCBI's taxonomy places the organism in Eukaryota, Metazoa, Arthropoda, Insecta, Diptera, Culicidae. Bases 854 to 1801 code for a protein of 315 amino acids.
GCGUUAGUCGACGUUGGUACGUCGUUUUUGCGUGUAGUCAGGUGGACUUUUCCGCACAUGAAUAUUAAAUGUACGACAUAUUUCGAUUCUGUGCUACGUUCUGUGGUACUUUCGAGUGCUUUUAAUCGCAGUACUACCACUGUGGAGUAAUUUGUGACAACUUGUGCCAGUGUGAAUGCAAGAGUGUGUAAAAUUGGGAAAUCUGGAAGCUUCACCAGAACCGCGGGAAUCCCAUGGGAGCGUCAGAAGUACGCGCUUGAUAGCAUUCGUCUUGGUACUUUCCACCCAGUGAUGAAGUGUUUAGUGCAAUCGUGUGAAUUUAUUGUUGGGCUUUAGUACGACACAGUGAAACCGUGGGGGAGUAUCCAUUGUCAAGGAGCAAAGAAUAGUUCAAUCGAGCAAAAUAAAAGCCACACGCCUCCGCAGUGAAUUGAUGCGCCUUUCGUUGCGCCAACUCUAACCGUACUACAUGUGAAGCGUGUUGGGCGUGUACGUGUGUUUAUCAGUUUCCAGUUCAUUAGCCACGUAAAAAGGGGGAAAUUUCACGGAAUUAGCGGAGUGCCCCACUCGUUCUGGUUAUUAUCAGGUAGAGCGUGAUAGUGUAACCGAUUGCUCGGGUAUAAUUUGUCACAUGGGAGUUGCUCGUUGCUUGCGACCUGUGCUGAUAAAUCCGCAAGGUGCGUUGACAGUUUUGCGGUUGUUCUAAGGUGUGAAGCCAUAGGGUUGCACCGGUGGUGGUGGCUGUAGACAUCGGUGCGUUCAUUAGUGCAGUAGAAGUGUGUGCAACCGUGUGACUGACUCGUGGUUAGUGGUGCAUGCUGGUUUGGAGCCGCGUGCAAAAGCGAUCUACUGAAUGGCACCGACUAUUAAUCCAGCGACGCAUCCCAUCAAAAUGUUGCACUUUGGCAAUAACAACAACUCCCGUGCCAGUUCAAUGCGACGUCCGGAUACUACCGCGUCUGGUUCGUCCAUGUACACAUCAGCCGAGGAUGAGACGAACGGCGAAGCAUCGACCUGUGGCCGUAUCCUGAUAUUUCUGUCCUGGGUGCUCGUCGUCCUUACGAUGCCGUUCAGCCUGCUCGUCUGCUUCAAGGUCGUGCAGGAAUACGAGCGUGCCGUAAUAUUCCGAUUAGGUCGUCUGAUGCAAGGUGGCGCCAAAGGACCAGGUAUCUUCUUCAUACUGCCAUGCAUCGAUGCCUACGCACGUGUAGAUCUGCGAACGCGAACGUACGACGUACCACCGCAGGAGGUUUUGACGAAGGACAGCGUCACCGUGUCGGUGGAUGCUGUGGUGUACUAUCGUGUAUCAAAUGCCACUGUUUCGAUUGCGAAUGUCGAGAACGCGCAUCACUCGACCCGGCUGCUGGCACAAACCACGCUUCGCAACACGAUGGGCACACGGCAUCUGCACGAAAUCCUCAGCGAACGAAUGACAAUCUCUGGCAGUAUGCAGCUCUCGCUGGACGAAGCGACCGAAGCCUGGGGCAUCAAGGUGGAGCGCGUUGAGAUUAAGGAUGUACGCCUACCGGUUCAGCUGCAACGUGCGAUGGCUGCUGAAGCCGAGGCUGCCCGAGAGGCCCGUGCCAAGGUGAUUGCAGCCGAGGGUGAGCAGAAGGCUUCACGAGCACUGCGGGAAGCGUCGGAGGUGAUCGGAGACUCACCGGCCGCCCUGCAGCUACGCUACCUCCAGACACUGAACACCAUCUCGGCGGAGAAGAACUCAACCAUCGUGUUCCCGCUACCGAUCGAUAUACUGACGUACUUCAUGAAGUCCAAGGAAGCGUUUGUGCCGAACGCGUAAACCGGUGCCCGGUUCCAUCCCUUCUUGCCUUUGAGUAUUCUGUCACACACAGCCACUACAGUCGGCAGCAUUAUAUAGUAUUGACGCGCUUGGCUUUUGUUUUGAGUCUCAUUCAUUGAAUCAAUCACAGCUGCAGCAAACAAUGUAACAAAUAGCCUUAUUUUUUUCACAAAAGGACGCUGCUGCCUUCAACGCUUCUAAUACAAUCUCCCAGAAUUAACAAAAAUAUCGUUCUCUCCUUUUCAAUCAACCGUACAUGACUUACGCCCAAAAUAGUAGGAAAUCUAUCAAUGGCAAUGAUAAAUAAAUGCAGAUUCAAGCAUCGGGCCAGCCUUGCCCUUGCUUUCUACUGCAGCGAGACGAAUGAGUAGCCAUCAAACGGUAUGUGAAUAUAAAGAGCAGCAAUAGCUUUGCAGAUUUCGGGCGAACAUGGCGAACGGUUUUGGCAGGACGAUGAAAAACAAAGCCCCAAAACCAUAACCAAAUCGCAAAGCUGGAUGAAAUAACUGUGGAAAGCAGCAAUCGUAAUGAUUGGGAAACAAAAGUCAAACGAAAGCAGACUGCGAAUGGAAGGGAGCGAUCGAAAUGGAACAAUGAUGGUUCUUUUUUUGGUCGUUCCUUGUGUUUCUUUGUUUCCUGUCGGCCGUUUUCGCCACGCUCUGACCCUUAACUCAAUUUCCCUCCAACUUUUGGGGUAACGGGGGAAGCGGGUUGUUUGAAAUUGUCCACCGGCACUCGCAUACCGUGCGUCCUUGGAGUCUUGUUAAAGUUUUUAAUAUAACUUUUGCAAAUUGUUUCCAUUUCCGUUUUCCGCACGCUGUACUGGCGUUUGAGUGUGUUUGCCUUUUCCUACGAUCCUUCGACGAAUCGAACUCGGUUUCCCUGCCGGAUUCGGUAUGUUCCAGUGGCGUUGUACGGGCAUCGAUAAGGCUCCACCAUCAGUCGUCACAGAGGACAGUGUGGAUGUGUGAGUGUAGCUGUGUGUGUGUGCUCAUCCUCCCGGUGGUGGAAUAUUCCGAUGCUAUCGUCCCUUCACUGCGAACCAUUCUGGCCGCACGGCCGGGGCGGAACCCUUCGGGAAGGCUAAGCUUAGGCAAGGGUCUGCUGUUUUGUUUUAACCUUUUUUUCCGUCGAGCAUGGAAAAAAGGUUCAAUCGUUUAACGAGGAAUGGGUGCAAGUUAAGUUGUUGGUAAAAUGGAUGAAUUUUUAAGCAUCCAUUUCCGGUGGGGAAAGCGCCACGUGGAACAGCGCCCCGGACAGUCGGUUCUGUAUAACUUUUUCAUCUAUCAUGCGGCGACCCAUCCGCUAUGAAGGGGAUGUUUAUGAAGAAAGACAUAAAAAGCACCAAAAAGGUAAAGGAUUUAGUCAUUGGUUUAUGUUUUUGCUUUUUUUUUGUUCGGGGUCAGUAGGACAGAUACGGUCUUGCACGGUUGAAAAGGCUUCGGGAUGAGUUUGAUUAGAGAGAGAGAAAAGAGAGAGCUAAACAAAAUAGCGGUGCACUUAAGAGCACUGGACAUGCUUGUGCAGAGUUUGAGUUUGUUUUUGUUAGAACUUCAGCAUAAAUAAGUGUGUUUAUGCACAAACAAUCUGCAAACAUUUCCUUUGGACUCUGCAAAUGAGUCAAUGAGUUCACAAAAGUGAGAAACAGCAUAGCCCAAACACACAUACACACACACACAUAUAGACACACAUACACAAUAUUCUAACAAAGUAGAUAUCAUAUCAUUCAACCAGACGCACCUGAUCAUCUAAUAUUAAGUAUUCGUGAAUGCAAUUGCCAAUGAUUGUUGACUUUUGUUGCGGCAAACACUAACUUAGCAGCCAGUGUGUCACACGUCAUGUAACAAUAUUUACAUAGCAGCACAUUUGAAUUGCACGAACAAGUUGUUGUCUUUUAAUGUGCAUCGAUUGAAGUACACCCUUGCACAGGAAAACGCGUGAUCGGUUGGGUUUGUUUUUAAAUGCCGCCUCAAUGAUUUGGCCUUGGUCACGCCUCUCUCGUACGGUCGUAGCAUUCGGUGCAGCUUUCGGUGGAUCUCAAACCAUACGGUUUAGAUAGAUAGAAGGUAAUUCACUUCGGUCGCUGUUUAACAAGCUUUCCCGAUGCCAAUGGCACGUCAAAAGAGAAAUGUUUAGUUCGCUACUUCAAUCACACAGCAGCACGAUCGUUCGAGCAGUCGAUCGACAGAAGCGGUGGCUGCAUCGAAACAAACAAACAAACAACAACACGGUGUCAAACUGUAUAAUGCAAAUAAUGACCAAUAAAUCAAAAAGAAACAAAACUCGUUGAAAGUGAUAUAAGCUUUAAGAGGAAGUUGUACUUGAACGGAAGCAAUGAACAAACCAGCUUAGAUAAUGCAAUCAUUGUUAAUAAUGAAUCAAUAAAGAGUGUACUGCACGUAAGGACGCAUCCGGAAACAGAGAUUAACAAAAAGAAAAGAAAAAAAAGAAGGUUACACCAAACUACCAAUCAACAGAUCUCUGCUAAAAGCAGAAGGUAUACAGAUUCGUUCGUUGAAAUUGAAUUUAUUUGGUGAGAUACAAAGCACAACCCGAUACACGAUACAAUAAAUGCACAUCAAUUUCGUUACUCAUUGCAUCACAACAGCAAACGUGUGAACCAUCCACGACGUUUGGUAAUUUUUUUUCCGCUCUAGCAGUGUGUGCGUGUGUGUUACAAUAAAACGAACGGCAAGUGUGCGAAGCGAAUGUGCAAAUUUUUAUCUAUCAGUGUUGUCAUGUAUUGCCGUAUUCAACGAACCAAAGACACAAAUUCUAUUUGACAUACUAAGACGUUUAAUUCGAGUGUAAAAGAGAGUACUACUUACAAUGAUAGUAUAACGAGCCACUUUACCACGUUAGUUAUUUGAUUAUAUUAAUGUUAACAAGUGCCACACCAGCACACAACUACACAACCACACAUAAACACGAGCAAGAGGGAGUACAACAGUAACAACCAAAACAACCAACCAACCAAUCGAAACAGUAGACCUAGAGCGAUAGAGUUUAUAAGAGAAUGUUUUGACUUAACGGAUCACUUUCAACUCGAUGUUCUAAAUAUUUCACUAUUGCUGUGUUCAAUACAGCUUCAAGAAAACUCUGUCCAAAAGCUGCUCCCGCUGCCACGAACGAGCGAAUCUUACACGGGGAAAAAAGUGUAUUAGACGGGGAAACGUAAAAAUCAAAAACGGAAUUUACUCUAGACUUUGUGUCCUGGGGCAGGGACCGGAACGGUUGGGCAGGGCGGAUGUAGAAGCGUAUCUAGUUAAGAGACUCACUCACACGAACACACACACAUACACCAUCACACACCAUUACACAAACUCUUGUCAAGGACGGUUUAGUUGUCCCGCGCAUCACGAAUAUAUGCGAUCAAGAUCUUCAUCAUCAUCGUGACCAUUACGACGAUUGUCUAUUUUUCUCACGUUACUUACAUUUUCAUGAUCCACUCGGAAUGUUUAAUGGUUGAUGGACAACAGAUAAAAUCAAAGUAUAUUAUGCAAAAAGGUGCAAAGAUAUUACACAGAGGAUUACACAUACAGAAAACAGAAAAGUAUAUAGAUAUAUAUUAACGACGUUGAGCGAAAGGCAGAGUCUAGCAAGCAAGUGUCAUUGUUAUAAUAGAGAAGAAAGCGCACAAUAGAAAGGAAGUGCAGUGUUAGUUUGUGGAGGCCAAAAUGAAUGAAUGGAAGGAAUGACAGAGGGAAAGAGGGCUGAGUUUUCAAACACUGAAUGGCUGAGCCGUACCAAAACCAAUUACUGAAACAACUGAAAUGUGUGUUCUACACCAAGCGUAAACUUGUACGAAUUCAUCAUACACAGAGCUAAAAACCGGCCGCACAAGGGCGAACACAAACACCCAAUCAUCAAAAACAAUACAUACAAACCUACUGAUUGUGACAAAAGAUCAAAACGAUUCAAAUAAACAAAUUCGUAUGAAACAUUUCGUUUUACAGAAAAAAUGGUACAAAACUGAA